Octopus sinensis (East Asian common octopus) is the source of this 462-nucleotide messenger RNA. RefSeq names its product myoferlin-like. Lineage: Eukaryota; Metazoa; Mollusca; Cephalopoda; Octopoda; Octopodidae. The coding region runs from base 1 to 462 and encodes 153 amino acids. Gene Ontology annotation, biological process: plasma membrane organization; membrane fusion. The record is from RefSeq and is a predicted model, not a curated record. The transcript has a single exon.
AUGUUAGCACAGGAAAUUGACUGGUGGUCUAAAUAUUACGCGUCUGAGGCAAGAUAUGAUAAAUGCAAAGGGUAUCUCCAACAUGGAUUCGACACCAUUAUUGUUGGCCAGUCUUUUCAUGUUUGGCAGAUUUACAAUCAACAACUUGAAAAUUCCGAAAACUACGACAAAUUCAGAGAUUUUUGCGAUUCUUUUCAACUUACUCGUGGGAAAACAAAUGAAGACGAAGAGUCAACAGACGUCGGGGAGUUCAAAGUAGAUUUACAUGACUAUAUUCAGGGACUCUUCAACAUAAUUCCUUUAAAAGAUGGAGAUUUUGUUUCAAGCCUCAACAAAACUUUGUCUUUGUGGGAAUUUCCAUAUUCUACGUUCAAGGAGUGCAUUGUCAGAGUCUACAUCGUCAAGGCCAUGGAUCUACAAUCUCGAGACCUCUCCGGACUAGUUAUUGCUAAAUUGACUUAA